Messenger RNA from Clarias gariepinus (North African catfish), 3416 nucleotides. RefSeq lists its product as uncharacterized. Bases 19 to 2808 code for a protein of 929 amino acids. Lineage: Eukaryota; Metazoa; Chordata; Actinopteri; Siluriformes; Clariidae. The transcript is spliced from 2 exons. The record is from RefSeq and is a predicted model, not a curated record.
UGCAGAAAAAGCAAUCUAAUGAAUGUUGCAUCAGAGACAAGUUACCCGAAGUUUUCCUAUACCUCUCCACGUGGUAGACAAAGGAACAAUAUUGAAUUAUCAUUCACACCACCAUGCCCCACUGUUCCAGCCAGACUUAAUUUCAUUACAAAAGGUCUUGAGCAUCAAAACGUAGCUGAGUUUAAGACUAUUUUAAACAGUUGUUUGGAGAGGGCAGAUACUUAUGCACAGUCAGGGAAGCAGACUGUAAGUGAUGUCGGUGAAGUUUGUAAUAUGCAAAAUAAAAUCUCAAGAACAGAUACAAGUAAUGCAGCACAGGAUGAUCCCACAUCAGUAGGAAAUCUAUGUCAGGAGCAGCCUUGUGUGACGGAUCACAUGUCAGUCUGGCAAUCAUCAGACGUUGUUCAUCCCCACGAUUCUGCUCAUUUGGUGGAUUUCAGUGAGAUGAGACUCCCAAGAUGUCUUUCACCGCUUACAUCUGAAGCAGCUGAUAUUUCUGUCCAAGAUUCUUUAAAACUACUGGAAUUUUCUUUAGCAUCUCACGUCAACCUCAAGCCUGCAUUGAGACACACAUCUUCGUGGCAACUUCAAGCAUUUCCUGGCAAAACUAAUCAACAGAAUUCAGCAUGUACUUCACAACUUGUAAAACAGUUACAUUGCCCAGUGUUAGGGAAGAAUUCAUGCCCUUUAAGAUUAAAUGAAGAUCAUAAUGGAGAGGCCAAUUUGUGUAAAUCAGAAAAGACAAAGACAAGAGAGAGGAAUUUUGAGAAUGACCUAGGAAGAUCUACAGCGCAGCAAAGUGUUCAAGCUGCAAAUGAGCCUUGUAGAAAAAAAGCAAAGAUCGCUGGUUACACAAAUGAAACUGAUACACAAACAACAGAAGUAAAUCCCUGCAGUGUGAACAUGAAGAAUAUAAGAAACAUUGAAAGCAUACAAGAUAUUAGUAACCCUGGUACCUCUGAGGGCCUAAAUCGCCUAAAGGCUCCCAAGGCAAGGAAAACCGUGUCAAUAGGUCUGAAAUCUCAAGAGAACCUGGAACAGAUGAGUCAUUCUUUUAAAUGUAAAGAUCAAGAGGCAUGCCAGAAAGAUGUUUGGGAUUCAAAACAAAUUGUCUCUCUGGUGGCAAACCAUGGACAUGGGAGGCUGCUACAGGAAAGAGUAUGCGCUAAAGGCCAGAUGGAAGACUUAAGCAAAAUAAGGAAGUUUAACAGUUCAUCUGUGAAUCCUAAUGCUGCUUCAUCUUCCUUCCAUCAUGACUUUCAGUUAACACAAAUGAGCAAGGAAUGUGUACCAAGACAUGGAAACGAGAGUCCACCUGAAGUACAGCAUGAUUUAGGACUUGCACAAGCUGAUGUAAGGGAUUCAAUCAGUGAAUGUGAAAAGAAAAAAGAACCAGGACCAGAAAAUAAAAGUCCCAUAUUAGAGCCUGAAAAAGUCUUUCCGAAUGUUAACCUAGGCAGAGAAGAAAACGAACAGCCCCAAAGAUAUUCUAGUCUCUUUAAUAAAACAGGUUUUUGUGAUAAGAUUUUCCAUCAGACUGCUUUCAGUGUAGGUACCUCUCUCACUGAAAGCAGUCUCCCUAUUAAUCAUCAAGUAAGAUCAAUUUUACAAACGACGGAUAGAAAAAUCAGGACUAGUCUGCCUCCAAGUCUCAUUUGUAAGAAGAUGCAUGAAACUCCAAAGCAUUAUCUCAUGAGUACCAGGCAAAUGAUGGACAACAAAAAAGAGGAGAGGAAAGAUACACUUGAAGAAAAUGAGAUGGAGAGGAGAGAACCAGAGAUUAAUAAACUGGAUGAAGAUUUGGAAAAAAAUAAAUACAAAAAAGUAGAUCCGAAAGGUGACAUUGAACAAACUGAAAGUUCAUCCAAAAAUAUUAAUGGAUGUUUGAUGAAUGUAAACUUUGUAAGAGGGACUGAGAUUAGUGCAAAUACCAAUUUAUCCAUUCUAAAUGCUAAUUCCCAUUUGCAAAUACGUCCACCAGCAAGAGAUUUAAACAGUAAUGGGAUGGAAAAUAACUUGCAGAAUGAAUUACCUACAACAUUACUCCAUCCUUUUAGAACUGCAAACAUGAUGGAGAAACCAAAAACUGUUGAACAUAUUACAGAAGGUCUUAGUGAAGUUCCAGUUUCUAACAAACCGACAGAGGACAAACUAAUCAAGACCAAAGAGAUGCAUCUUGAAGGGACAAAAAGCACUCAAAUUGUUAAUCUGGGAAGACAAGAGAAAGGAACGAAGAAUACAGUAAGGAACACCGAACAUGUAGAAAUCAGUAGAAUGAAUGAAUAUGAACCUGGGCUAAGUGAUAUUGAAGUGGACAUGAUGGAUGAGAGUGCUAAGCUUGCUACAUGUCAUGGAGAUGAUGUGUUUGAGGGAAUGCUUGAUGAUUCUGAUGUAGAGGAAAGCCAGAUGGAUAAUGAUGGAGAACCUGUUGCUCAUGAAAAAGAAUUUAUUGAACAGCAGAUUCAAAGAACUGAAGUCAUGCCACCAGAAGAAGUUAAUAUUACUUCAAAUAUGAUAACCAAUGAACGAUCAUCUAUUCAACAUGGAGAGGAGCCUGUCACCUCCUCACUCGAUUCCUUAAGUUCAUCAGUAAUGUUUGUGCCUGAUGUGAACACUGAGUCAGCAGAGGACUGCAGCAGUGCGGACGAGGAGCUUGUUGUGGAUGAUUUCACUGACUUUUCUAUUGAGCCAUGCACUGGACUUGGUACCCAGUGUAAAACUAUUCUAGAAGAGGAGAAUGAGUUGGAAGAGGAGGGGAAGGAGGAGGAAGAUGAUGAUGUUGAUGUGACUGGAGAAGAAUCAAACUAAACUCUUCUUACACUUUAAAAGCUUUUUCCAAAUGAUCAACUCGGCAUAACAAAUAGGUUUAUCAUGGUAAAUUUCUUUAUUUUUCAUGUAUUUUAUUAUUAUAAUUAUGUAUGUAAUGUUAUAUUUAAAAACUUAAUUUAUGCGGAUAGAUGUUGACAAGUUUAUUUGAAUCAGUUUAUUUGUUUAUUUAUUUUCCCCUGCACUAAAAAAAGACCAAUAUCUGUACAUUAUUGUUGUUUGUCUCUUGGUUAGAUCAUUAAGUAAAGCUUACUGUUUGUGGGGAAAUUAUUUUUUUGUCAUAAUACUGAAUGAAGUACAGCAGGCAACGACAGCACAGCAGGUAAAAUUGCUCUCUCACCUCCCAAGGUCAUGAGCUCGAUCCUGGGUUUUGGUUACUGUCUAUACAGAGUGUUGCAUGUUUUCCGGGAGCAUUUUUGGGGUUCCUUUGGUUUUUCCUAUUUAUACCUGCUGUGUUUUGAUUGUUUUUGCCUUUUUUCGCCUUGUGCCCUGUGUUAACAGUAGAGGCCCCAUGUCCACCUUGACGCGGACCAGGAAAAAAUAGCUCUAAUGUAUUAAAUAUAUGAGAUAUAUGGGUCUUUAGAAGAUUA